This is a messenger RNA of Clarias gariepinus (North African catfish), 3371 nucleotides long. RefSeq names its product zinc finger and BTB domain containing 8B (gene zbtb8b). Gene Ontology annotation, biological process: regulation of transcription by RNA polymerase II. Gene Ontology annotation, molecular function: DNA-binding transcription factor activity, RNA polymerase II-specific; protein binding; RNA polymerase II cis-regulatory region sequence-specific DNA binding. The record is from RefSeq and is a predicted model, not a curated record. The transcript has 4 exons. Lineage: Eukaryota; Metazoa; Chordata; Actinopteri; Siluriformes; Clariidae. The coding region runs from base 628 to 2151 and encodes 507 amino acids.
ACCGGAAGUGGCUUCUCUUAGCAAUGAAAACAGCGUCAGGACUUUUUUUGGGAAUAAAUAAUUAACCCCCGGAAUUAUAAAGCAUUUAGUUUGCGGAGGUAAGAGGUAUGCAAAACCAGUGUCACACGUUACCGUGUUUGUUUGUUUUUCUCAGCUGAAAAAAAAUAGAAUAAACGUGUUGUUAGCUUGCGUGCUAACAUGCAUAGCAUAGGCUCCUUGUUUUAAAGGAACGGUGUGCCUUAGCUGGGGCUCUGCUACAUAGCUAAGAAGCUAACAGUGUUUCAAACGAUUUAUCUGGUCUUACACACGACCACAUGUAGUGUAAGGAAUUAUUAUUAUUAUAUACUUUAGAGUGUCUUGAGGAAACCGAAGGCGCGUGAAGAUAAGAUGGAACUCUGUAUUCGACUUUAAUGUAAUCUCUCACAAAUCGUAGUGAAGCAGUGUGAGGAGAAAUCCCCUGGCCAAAGUCCUUCUUAUACAUAAACAGACAUCCGUGUAACAUGUUAAAUAAUGCCCUGAGAAUUAAAAUAUUCCGUAGUAAUAGUAAUCACUGUUAUCUAUAUAUGGAUAAGUGACAGAUAAUAGUUAAUAAGUAACCCAGCUCAGCCUUGUAUCUACACGGGCAAGAUGGAGGUUCCCUCCUAUUACUCUAAGCUUUUAUGUGAGCUAAACGAACAACGGAAGAGGGACUUCUUCUGCGACUGCAGCAUCAUAGUGGAGGGUCGCAUGUUUAAGGCACACAGAAAUAUCCUUUUUGCAAGCAGCGGCUAUUUCCGGGCCCUGCUGGUGCAUUACCUGCAGGAUAGUGGUCACAGGCAUAGCACGGCUUCUCUGGACAUUGUCACAGCAGACGCUUUUUCGCUCAUUCUGGACUUUCUGUACUCCGGUCGCUUAGACCUGCGCACCGACAACGUAAUCGAGAUAAUGUCCGCUGCCAGCUACUUGCAGAUGACGGAUGUUGUAAACUUUUGCAAAGGCUACAUCAAAUCGUCGUUGGAGAUCUGUAACAGGGAGAAGGAGAGCCAGCGAGAAAAGGGCAAAGAGGGAGAAGGACCUGCUGACAGUGGCACGCCUGCUCCAGUCUCCAGCGUUCCUGCAGCAUCCACUUCCCAAACGGACAGGGGAAGCCCACAAAGUAUGGAGAUGCCCAAUUCCAUGGAGGCGUCCUCCGAUGUUCCUUCCACGCCAGCUGCUACCAGCAGCAAAGACUCUGAGAGCGAGAACUCGCAGGGAGGGUUCUCCAGCCAGGCUCCCGCUAACACCGCCGUGAAGAGCAACCAGACGCAAGACGCAGCGAACCCCUCCUCCUCAGGGAUGCUCAUUGUGCCUGUGCACACCAAGAUUAAAUUUGACCCUGAUGAGGAAGGUGAGUGUUCGCUUGAAGCUAAGGACAUGGACCUGUAUGAAAACCCGAGCAAUGGGGAAGAACGAACUCUCGCCUCAAGUCCUGCACCCAGCAGUGAGCAGACAUCGCUGCCCCCUUACCCCAACUAUCAUAUGAAACAGUAUGUAGAUGUGCUACUACGUGGAGGAUCUAGUUCUCACCGCGAGGAGCUUGUUUCUCAUUUUAACCACGGUUUGGGAAGCAGUAAUAUGAUUAGUCGAGUAGAUGAAGGAAUAGGUCAUGGAGGCUCCUGCAGUAUGGAGAUACAGAGUGACUGGUAUGUCGAAGAUGCAGUUUUCUACUCAGGGAGGCUGCAUAGGUGUCCGUUCUGCCCCUACACAACCAAACAGAAGGGAAUUCUGAAGAGGCAUAUCCGUUGUCACACAGGAGAGAGACCGUACCCAUGUGAGAUCUGCGGAAAGCGUUUCACUCGACAGGAGCAUCUACGCACACACGCGGUCACCGUCCAUCGCGCAACCUGGCCCAUCGUGUGUAAGGGCUGCAGACGUGUCUUCUCUGGAGCUGUGUCUCAGGGUCUGAAGCGCUUUGGUCUUUGUGACAAUUGUACUUGUGUCACUACAACUAAUGAAGACUCUCCCUCCAUGAACCUGAGCAGCCAGUCUGUGAGCGUGGAACAGGGCACCGCUGACUCGGAUUGGCCUAUCUUCAUGGUAGACGGGGAUGAGGAGCCCAGUGCUGGCGCUGGGGAAGUAGACGAUAAGAAGGAACUCCAGAGACAGCUAGCAGAGGGAGGAGGUCUCCUGUAGGCAUCAAGAAACAUACUUGUGGCUCCGAUGGCUUGUCCUUCAUUCAUCUUACUCUAAAAGUUGAGUAAACCGACAAAACUAUCAAGGCUUACUGUUCUGGGAGGCAUAAUCUUGUUUGGCCUGAUGGCAAUUAGUAGGAGUACUUACAUAAGUACUGAACUGUAAUCAUGUUUACGGGUAUGCAUUCUUUAAGAACUAGAAUUUCCACAGCUCUAGUAGAAUGCAUUGACUUAAUUUUCUCAAGAAUGGUUAUUACAUUCUAAUAAUUAUAAAAAGACAACUUUGCUUUUAAGGAAGAGUGAUAAGUAUUUGAACUUUUCGAAAAAGGGUCACCUUAAAGCUGCACAUGUAUAGUGAGGUUCAGGAUGUAAUAGUUCGAGCAGGGUCAAGUAUAAAAGAAUUAACAUACACAAGAGUCUUGAGAGAAUCUUGAAUAUUAUAACACUAAACUGAAAGUUAAAACGGUGCUCCAUCAUCAAACUUAUCGUGCCUGUAAGUAAUGCUGAAUGGGAGGCCAUUGUACACAAUUAAACAAUAUGCCAGAUUUUUUCAUUUUGUUAUUUUUUUGUAAAAAUACCAGUUAAAACUAUCCUUGCCCCCCCCAUAGAAUUCAUAGAAUUGAAACAAUCAUGAAAGUUUUGUCAAUUUUCAGUCAGUUAUUUAUCCUAAUUAUUGACACAAUUUAGGUAGAAAAUGUUGCACUUUAUUAUUUUAACUAACCAGAAAACAGGCUUAAUGUUGCUUUAAAACUUUCUUUAAAAUGUUUUUUUUUCUAAUCAGCAUAAGACAUAUUCAUAUUAAUAACAGUAUAAUAUAUCUUCAUUUUUAUAAAUACAGUUAAACUAAUUUAACAAGCCACCAGCAUAUGUAAUCAUGGCUGUCGCAGAGCUGCCCUACUUUUCUAGUGAUGUAUGAUAUUGCGCAUGUAGCUGAAUGAAAUGAACGUGUUUAAAAGGUAGACUGGAAAAUAGUCAAUUACAGUAUAAUUGAUUGUGCAGCUCUAUUCUACUGAAUGUUUCUACAAUGUAAAUUGUGCUACUUUUAAGACUGUUUAAUAUAUUAAGACUUUUGUGGAGCAUUUACAACAGAAUAUGAACAUUUCUGUAUAUUUGAGACCUGUAGCUUCAAUCAUAAAACCCAUGAUGAAGAGAACUGUUAUUUUUGGGUCAUUGCAGGCAUAGCGAGGAAAUGAUGUAUGACCAAAGUGCAACUUUUUUUUU